UUCAAUUUUACAGACCCAAGAGUUAAAGAUUGGCCCCUUAUGGAACGUCCAGUAACAGUGAUCUCAUUAGUAGCUAUUUAUUUAUUAAUAGUCAAGCAUCUUGGUCCUCAACAUAUGGCCAAUAGAAAACCAUACGUAUUUACCAAACUGCUUAUGACUUAUAAUGUUUCUUUAGUCAUUUUAACCAGUUAUACAUUAUAUGAGAUUUUUGUUAGUGUGUUACAUGUAGAUUUUGAUAAAGGUUGUAUGGUAGUUGAUUAUAGCAAUACACCAAUGGCCAUAAGGAUGGCUGGUGCUUCAUGGUUCUAUUUUAUUUCUAAAGUUAUAGAAUUGUUAGAUACAGUAUUUAUUGUUGCAAAAAAGAAGCAAAGUCAAGUGACAUUUUUACAUGUUUAUCAUCAUAGUACCAUGGUAUUAGUUUGUUGGUUU
Molecule: messenger RNA, 429 nt
Organism: Lottia gigantea (owl limpet)
Lineage: Eukaryota; Metazoa; Mollusca; Gastropoda; Lottiidae
Exons: 4
Biological process (GO): fatty acid elongation, polyunsaturated fatty acid; fatty acid elongation, monounsaturated fatty acid; fatty acid elongation, saturated fatty acid
Cellular component (GO): endoplasmic reticulum membrane
Molecular function (GO): fatty acid elongase activity
Source: RefSeq, a predicted model, not a curated record